Molecule: messenger RNA, 831 nt
Organism: Symsagittifera roscoffensis
Lineage: Eukaryota; Metazoa; Xenacoelomorpha; Acoela; Convolutidae
Exons: 3
Coding region: 90-560 (156 amino acids)
Source: RefSeq, a predicted model, not a curated record
CAUGCAAUAGACACUGAGUUCAAUCUGCCCCUGUUAGAGGGGUGUGUGGGCCACUUACUCUGUUCGAAGAGGGAGUUCCAUCAGCCGGAAUGUCUCCUCUACUAUUCUUCGGGAGGUCAUACAGAUCCAUCGGAGAUGACACAUUCAUCGCAGCCUUCGAAGACACCACGCUACCCUAUGACUUUUGGACCCACAAGGCACAUCUGCGCAUGGGGUGGAACUACCUCAAACAAUACGACAUGCACACCGCCCUCAAUAAGGUGCGAGAAGGUAUCCGUAAAUUCAACAGCACAAACAGAGACAAGAUCAUCUUCGGGUACAGUGAGACCAUCUCCGUUUUCUACCUCUCCAUGGUCAACAAUGCCAUCAAGGAUUCCCCCGCUGACAGUCUGGAGUCCUUCGAGGAGUUUCUAAGUCGGAACCCUCACUUGCAGGAUACGAGUCUGCCUUUCUCAUACUACUCCAAGGAGGUGUUCUUGAGUGAGGAAGCAAAGCGAACAUUCGUACCUCCAGAUGUCAAAAACUUCGACAACCUAUUAACUAAAGUUGCUGUCGAAUGAUGCGGCAUCUAGAAGAAAAAAGGUCACUUGUCGGCAUUAGUACUUAUCACAUGCUAACAGGCUGAUGGAAUGCCGGGUCAAGUUGCGCUGAGUUAAAUCCUUGAUAAUCGUAAAUUGCUUAUGGUUCAAAAAAUGAAAUUGUAUUGUCAAUAAGGUACCAAUUGCUUUGAUAUACAUUGCUGGUGUGUUUAGUUGAAAUGAUUCUAGUCCACUUCAAACGUUUGUUGCGAUAAUCGGUUUACAUGUAGGUUUAAGUCAAAGUUGAUCUUGA